UUUGCUCUUGACUUGUUUAUUCCGUUGUUUACAUCAGCUAAACGAAAUGGCUUACCCGCCUUUGAAAAUGGAAGGUUUAACACCUGAAAUGGAAAAUGUAGCAGAAAGAGAACUUGGUGAAACCCCUCAAGUAAGGAAGGAUUCCUUGGAAAAAAUUAAAGAACUCAUAGAAAAUGAACCAGAUUUUUACCCAUGCUUGGAUGAUAAAUUCUUGUUAAUGUUCCUUCGGUGCAAAAAGCACGAUGUCCAGAGAGCUUUCAAGUCACUGAAGCGUUAUUACUGUUUCAAAGAGAAGUAUUCUGGAGUUUUUACAGAUUUAUUGCCUACAGAACUUCGAAACAUCAUGAAAACAAACUGCUACGUAGACAUGCCUCGUAGAGAUCAUCAUGGCAGAAAUGUGGUCAUUUGGCGUCUGAGUCAGUGCCUAAGGACAAAGAUCCCUAUAGAAAAAUUAUUCGCUGCAUGUUUGACUGUGGGUAUACUGGCCAAUCGAAUAGAAGCAACUUCGGUGUGCGGAAUUGUGCUAAUCUUCGAUUUCAAAGAUUUCUCUUUGCAGGAAAUUUUCAAAUUCGCCUCACCAAAAUUUGUAAUGUUCUUCUUUAACUGCAUUCAGGAGUGUUUGCCUUUCCGAAUAAGAGAAGUGCACAUAGUAAACGAACCAGAACUUUUCAACGUUUUUUACAAUAUUAUAAAAUUUGCUAUGCCAAAGAAGCUAAUGGAAAGAGUGUUCAUGCAUGGAAAGAAUUUGAAAGACCUUCAGAAAUAUCUUCCUCCAGAAAUCCUUCCAGAAGAAUUGGAGGGAACAGCAGGGCCUCUAGACAGUACAGAAUUUUACAACAACGCUCUCAGUCAAGAAUGUUUCUUUAAAGAAAUGGUUAAGUGUGGAUUUCGAAGAAAAUCUGCAGAAAAUCUGCAGGAACGCCUGGAAGAUAAAUUUUCAAAUAUCAUUAUUUAAUUAAACAAUCAAGAAAUUUAUAACGCAUUGUAUAAAUAAAUUAUCAUUUUAUCGAACGAGAUUUAACACAAUCUUAAUGAAUUCCAAAUGCAAGUUUAAUAUCAUGUUCUGAUGCUUUGAGACUGUCUGUAAGAAAACGUUUCGAAUAUUUUGCAAGAAAUUAUUCCCAAUGAAGGUAAUAGGUAUGCAUAAUUAAAAACUUAGUUAC
Messenger RNA from Stegodyphus dumicola, 1163 nucleotides. RefSeq names its product alpha-tocopherol transfer protein-like. NCBI's taxonomy places the organism in Eukaryota, Metazoa, Arthropoda, Arachnida, Araneae, Eresidae. The record is from RefSeq and is a predicted model, not a curated record. Gene Ontology annotation, molecular function: phosphatidylinositol bisphosphate binding. Gene Ontology annotation, cellular component: membrane.